UCACCGGCAGCCGCGCAGCCAGCGCAGCAACGGCGUCUCCAUCCGCUUCAUGUACGACGACGACCAGGCCGAGCCGCCCGACCAGCGGCUGGCCAAGUACGUCGAGUACACGGGCAGCGACGGGGAGGCGCCGGACGGCCGGCCGCCGGGCAAGAGCGACGGCCGGCGCGCGGGCAAGACGACCCGACGCUCGGACGGCUCGCUCACACACCUGAUCGAGAACAGUCGCGAGUCGGCUUCGGAGCGACGCGACGGCCGCGGCGGCUCCCCCGGCCGCGCUGAUCACAAACGGCCGCAGGGCGAGUGGCGCUCCCACGGCAGCGCGGAGGACCGGGUGGACGCCGGUCACCGCCGCUCGGAGAGGUGGUCGAGCCGCACAGAGACGGUCGCGCGCACCGACCGGCACCGGAAGACGGAUGAGGGCGGGUCUUCCGUCUCCAGCGAGGAAGGCCGCCACCCCCAUUCAUCAUCGACUCGCCACGGAGAACCCUCAUCCAGCCAGGCUGUCCGAGACAGCUCGAGCUCCCCGAAGCCGGCGUCCAAGACCAAGAAGAAGGGCUGGCUGUCGGCGACACUCAGUCGACUGGACCUGAAGUCCAGCAAGUCGGACCGCGCCAAGAAGCGCGCCACAAGCUCUCCCGCGCAGCCGGAGGCCCGACGUUCCCAGUCGCCGACCGGCGGCGGCUCCCGCCAGCAGAGCCCGGAGCCGCGGGACGGCGCGCGUCACGUGGCCGCCGGCCGGCGGCGACGGUCGCGCUCCGGCAGCAGGGACGGACUCGACACCUCGGAGGAGCACAGCGUCACCGCCAGCCGACGCCGGGAGCAGCGCGUCUCCACGGGCCGGCGGGAGACGCGCUCCGAGGUCACGAGGUCUGGGAAGCGGCGAGAGACGCGCGCCGAGGACCGGCGAGAGAGACGCUCCGAGGAGCGGCGAGGGGCGAGCCCCGACGACAAGCGGGAGGUGAGCACCGAGGACAGGAGAGGAAGGCGGUCCGAGGGCCGACGAGAGAGACGCUACGAGGGUCACCGAGAAGGCUCAGAGGAUCCGCGAGAUGGACGCUCCGAGGACCGGAGAGAAGCGAGCUCCGACGACCGGCGGGAGAGACGCUACGAGAGCCGGGAAGUGAGCUCUGAGCACCGGCGGGAGAGACGUUACGAGGACCGUCGCGACAGGCGCUCUGAGGAGCGGCGCGACAGGCGCUCUGAGGAGCGGCGUGACAGGCGCUCUGAGGAGCGGCGCGACAGGCGCUCUGAGGAGCGACGCGACAGGCGCUCUGAGGAGCGGCGCGAGACAAGCUCCGAGGACCGGCGGAGACGAUCUGAGGAACGGCGCGACACACGGCCGGAGGACCAGUGGGAGGGGCGGUCCGGGGACCGACACGCCUCGCGCUCUGAGGAGAGCCGCAGACGCAGCCAUAACGUCACCUCGUCUGGCCGGCGCGAGUCGCACCGCUCCAGCGACAGGGAGGGCCGGUCAGGCGUCUAUGAGGAGGUGCGAGGGCGCGGCGGCCGCACGACCGAGCGUCAUCAGACGUCCAAGACCACGGAGCGACGUCCCGUCUCGCGCAGCACCAGCUUCUCGCGCCGGUACCCGGAGGACGCGGUGGACGGCACCGUGCGGACGGCGCGCAGCGGCGCCGGGCGGCGCACGGCGCGGCUCUCGAGCGACGCGUCGUCGCCGCGCCGCGGCCAACACAGCGUCGCGUCAUCGCUCAACAGCAGCGGCAGCGAGCUCAAGCACCCGCGCGAACGCGAGAUCAACUACGAGAACCGCGGGGGGCAGGCAAACGGACGGCCACCGCGCGCGCCGCAGCGGUCGCCGCAGCGCCGUGACUCCCACGACACGGAACUGACGGAGCCGGCGACCGGCCGCCGCCGCCAGCCCGUUUCGCGCUCAUCCAGCAUGCCCAAGGGCUCGCGCUCGGCCGGCUGGUACCGUGCUGAGGACCGGCCAGCACGCUGA
Molecule: messenger RNA, 1963 nt
Organism: Pollicipes pollicipes
Lineage: Eukaryota; Metazoa; Arthropoda; Thecostraca; Pollicipedomorpha; Pollicipedidae
Product: zinc finger CCCH domain-containing protein 13
Exons: 4
Coding region: 50-1963 (637 amino acids)
Source: RefSeq, a predicted model, not a curated record